Molecule: messenger RNA, 324 nt
Organism: Sphenostylis stenocarpa
Lineage: Eukaryota; Viridiplantae; Streptophyta; Magnoliopsida; Fabales; Fabaceae
Source: the annotation of a GenBank genome assembly
AUGGCUUCCUUCAGAGCAUUUUGGAACAGUCCAGUAGGUCCCAAAACAACUCACUUUUGGGGACCUGUUGCCAACUGGGGAUUUGUGGCAGCUGGAUUGGCUGACAUGAACAAACCUCCAGAAAUGAUCUCUGGCAACAUGACAGGAGCAAUGUGUAUAUAUUCAGCAUUAUUCAUGAGAUUUGCAUGGAUGGUACAACCACGCAAUUAUCUACUUUUGGCUUGUCAUGCCUCAAAUGAGACUGUUCAACUCUAUCAGUUCUCCCGAUGGGCAAGGGCAGAGGGGCAUCUGUCGGCUAAGAAGGAGGAAGCUUCAUCUCAGUAG